UCAAAGCACAAAAACCUUCACUAAUCUCCAUUAAUUCCAAGCAAAAAAAAGAAAAAAAAAUGUCCCUAACUCAGACAUCAUUCUUCUGCUCUUCAACAAACAUUUCUUUGCCAAAAUUAAGCCCACAAACAAAUAUCUCAGUUUCCCUUAACAUUCAUGACCAGAAUCUGAAAUAUUCACAAAGGAAAGAGAGUGGGAAAGCUGAUGUCCUUUACAAUGGCUACUCCUACUUCACUUCUCCUUGUCAUCCUCUUGAAUUGGAGCUCCCUAAAUAUAAUCAAUUCGAUUUCGAUGUUGGCGAGGAUUAUAAUGAAGGGAUAGGCAUUGUUAAAUUCUUCGCCGGAAAGAACAUUUUCCUCACCGGCGCAACUGGUCUACUUGGAAAAGUGCUUUUGGAGAAGAUAUUAAGAUCAACUGAGGUGGGAAAAAUCUAUUUAUUAAUCAAGGCUGAGGAUAAAGAGUCUGCAUUUGAUCGAAUCACCAAAGAAAUAAUAGACUCGGACUUGUUCGAAAGACUUCGAGAGAUGCAGGGGACUUCCUUGGAAGCAUUUGUACAAUCGACAUUGAUACCGGUUGUUGGGAAUAUCUGUAAACCGAAUCUCGGGAUGGAUCCCGAGUCUUCUAACAUGAUCAGUAGAGAUGUAGAUGUGAUAAUUGGAUCAGCAGCUAUCGCGACAUUGAACGAGAGGUACGACUUGUUACUCGAUGCGAACGUGAUUGCGCCUCAACGACUAAUGAGGUUCGCCAAGACAUGCAAGAAUCUCAAGCUCUUUACACACAUUUCAACUGCCUUUGUAAAUGGAAGAAAAGAAGGAAUAAUACUCGAAGAGCCGGUGAUGAUGGGAGAGAAUAAACACAAAGACAUAAGCGAUAACCUUUCUUCGAUCCCUCGACUAGAUGUAUCCGAUGAGAUACUCAUGGCUUUCAAAUCGUGUAAUGCAACGACAGAUUACGACAGAACCAAACAUUUGAAAAAACUUGGCCAAGAGAGAGCUGACUUAUUUGGAUGGCACAAUACUUAUCAUAUGACUAAAGCUAUGGGAGAAAUGGUCCUCGAUGAAAUUCGAGAAGAUAUACCGUUGCUCAUCAUUAGGCCAAGCGUCAUCGAGAGUGUCUACAAAGAUCCAUCGCCCGGAUGGAUACAAGGAAAUAGGAUGUUCGAUCCGAUGAUAAUUUCCUAUGGAAAAGGGCAGCUUCCAGCCUUCCUUGCAGAUCCUCAAGUGGCAAUGGAUAUUAUCCCCUUGGAUAUUGUGGCGAAUGCAAUCAUCGCAGCUAUGGCGAAGCAUGGAGCUAUAAAUAAGCCACAACUAAAUGUGUAUCAUGUGUCGUCAAGUGCGCUGAAUCCCGUGACAUAUUCAGACUUCUUCGAAUAUCUCUACGAGCAUUUUAGCGCAACACCUUUAGUCGAGGAUGUACCUGUUGAAAGAAUAAAGCUUUUCGACAAUUUCAAAGACUUCUUUGAACACACACAAGAGCAAAUAUCCCGGCAGAGUGCGCAAAGUAUAAGUCAAUGCAAAGCAAAGGCUGCCUACGCCAAGCAAUUGGGCAAAAUGUAUGAAUUCACCGGAUUCUUCCCCGCAACGUUCCAUACCGGCAACACUCAAAAGUUGUUGCAAGAAAUGUCCGAAGAGGAGAGACUCGACUUUGAAGUCGACGUAAAGAAAAUAGAUUGGAGAAACUAUUUUCAAGAAAUUCACAUUCCGGGAUUGAGGAAGCAUGUCAUCAAUGGAACAAAAAUUUCUAGCUAGAGGUCUUGUAUCAUUUGUGGUAAAGAUUUCAUAGUUUUAGAGAUUAAUGUGGAACAAAAGGAUUGUAUAUUUGGAAUAAAAAGUUGAGACCUUCUCAACGUAAUCUUUAUGUUCCCUAGGUCCCGGACGAAAAUACUCAUUUACUGUAUUAGAUUAAUAUUUUAUUGAUUAAAUAAUUUUAAUAUAUUUAUCUUUUGUA
Messenger RNA from Andrographis paniculata, 1947 nucleotides. RefSeq names its product fatty acyl-CoA reductase 2, chloroplastic-like. Lineage: Eukaryota; Viridiplantae; Streptophyta; Magnoliopsida; Lamiales; Acanthaceae. The record is from RefSeq and is a predicted model, not a curated record. The transcript has 9 exons. Gene Ontology annotation, cellular component: intracellular membrane-bounded organelle. Gene Ontology annotation, molecular function: alcohol-forming very long-chain fatty acyl-CoA reductase (NADP+) activity. Gene Ontology annotation, biological process: suberin biosynthetic process; long-chain fatty-acyl-CoA metabolic process. The coding region runs from base 60 to 1748 and encodes 562 amino acids.